Sclerotinia borealis F-4128 is the source of this 1215-nucleotide messenger RNA. Lineage: Eukaryota; Fungi; Ascomycota; Leotiomycetes; Helotiales; Sclerotiniaceae. The record is from the annotation of a GenBank genome assembly.
AUGACUCCCCCCUUCAACCGCAUUCCUAAUAAUCCCACUAUAAUCGACGACAAAACCCCUCAUAUCCUCCCAUUUAUUCUCAGUCAUCUAACCCUUCAUCAAAAGGCUCAUCCAACUCGCCCCUUCAUUAUCGGUCUAAAUGGCAUUCAAGGAGCCGGGAAGACCACACUCGUUAAUACUCUAUAUGAAAUCCUCACUCGAGAUCACGGGCUUGAAACUUUGGUACUGAGUAUCGAUGAUUUAUAUUUGACAAGAGAAGACCAGGAGAAAUUGGCGAGGGAAAAUGAAGGGAAUAAACUAGUUAAAUAUAGAGGAGAACCUGGAACCCACGACAUCCCCCUCGCCCGCCAACUCUUCACCACCCUCCUCCAAACCCCACCCCAGCCAACCCCCAUCCCCUUCUACGAUAAAUCCCUCCACCACGGUCUCGGCGACCGAUCCCCCACCUUUCGCACCGUAAACGACACUGCUCAAAACCAGCGACCCAUCCAAAUAAUCCUCUUCGAAGGCUGGUGCGUUGGAUUUCGCUCACUGUCUCUAUCCUCCAUAGCCCACGCCCACCAAGCAAGUCUUGCCCUCCCUCCCACCUCCACAACUUAUACCACUCUCCGCGAUCAUCCGCUAUCUUCCCUGCUCUUCAUUAAUGAGAAAUUGAGAGAAUAUGAUGUGAUCACCGAUACCUUUAAUAUAUUCAUCCAAAUCGAUGCGUUAGAUACGCGAUACGUAUAUGAAUGGAGACGAGAACAAGAAGAAGUAUUGAGGCGCGAAAAGGGAAUGGGGAUGACGGAUGAACAGGUGAAGGUAUUCGUAGAUGGGUAUUAUCCCGCUUAUGAAUUAUUUCUAGAUGGGGUUCGACGGGGGAUCUUCGAGGGAAAGAAACCGGAAGAAGAAUGGAGGGGAAAGCAGCUAAGAUUAGUCGUAGGGAAAGAUAGACGAGUUGUAGAUGUGGGAACGACCGGACAGACUUGCAUCGAAACUGGGCAUUUUCAUACAAACGCAUGCAUUCUCAGACCAGACAGACUUGCAUCGAAACAGGGCUUCUUCACACAAACACAUUUGCAAAAAUUCUAUAUUGCCAUUUAUCAGAAAGCAAAUGGGUAUCUCGAAAUAGCUAGCGAAGAACUCCCCGCCAAAUGGAAAUAUUAUGACCCAUAUCGUUAUUCCGUUCUCGGACGCCAAACCUCAGGCGCUGUCAUCCCUAUGCCAAAUACCUAG